Messenger RNA from Asterias rubens (European starfish), 4943 nucleotides. RefSeq names its product pre-mRNA-splicing factor ATP-dependent RNA helicase PRP16-like. The record is from RefSeq and is a predicted model, not a curated record. The transcript has 26 exons. Gene Ontology annotation, molecular function: RNA binding; ATP binding. Gene Ontology annotation, cellular component: spliceosomal complex; intracellular anatomical structure. Gene Ontology annotation, biological process: mRNA splicing, via spliceosome. Bases 199 to 3960 code for a protein of 1253 amino acids. NCBI's taxonomy places the organism in Eukaryota, Metazoa, Echinodermata, Asteroidea, Forcipulatida, Asteriidae.
UCAAUGUUUCCGCACUGAAAACGUUUUGCCCGUAGUAAAACAUGAUGAUGUCUUCUUUCUUUCUUCAGAACGACACUUAUUGCUUAGCGAAUCAUUAAAUAGGAACCAUUUAGAAGAAUUCUUCCAGCAGACAGAUUCUACUUCAAGUGCUGAUUCUGUGUGAAAGUUUUUAGUGAUCAAAUGCUGAUUUACUGAAGGAUGUCUGAAGACAGCUCAGUCCAUCGCCUUGAGGGCUCUUCUAAACAAGUUGGGGGAUUGAUCAUCAAGAAGAAACCCUCGUCAAAUGAUGGAACAAAAAGCCUGUCUUUCAAGGCUCCACAACCUCGCUCUUCCCUCCUUGGUCUCGAUCGUCUUGCAGCCGUGAAAAGACGGGAAAAAGAAGAACUUGAAGAUGAGACUAAAAAAAGAUCCAAAGUCACAUCUUACAAAGAUGAUUGGGAAGAUGGGGAUGAGGAUGAGGAAGAAGAAGAAGAGGAGGAGGAUGAGGUAGAAAGAGGAAGCUCACAGAUAGCAUCUCAAAAAAGGCAGUACCGAGCCCCCCGUAUUGAGACCCCUUCACAUCCUGGAGGAGUUAGCAAUGCCAUCAUGGAUAGACAGAAAAGACGAGAGAAGGAGAGUCGUAAGGGUGGAGUUUAUGCCUCCUCUUCCUCUAAGGACAGGGAGAGAGAUGAUCGAAGGAAUAGAGAUAGAGAUAGACAUAGAGACAGACAAAGAGAUGGACAGAGUGAUAGACGCAGAGACAAUGAUCGGGAUCGACGUAGAGGACGUGAUUCAGAAAGGAGUAACCGCAGCAGUGUCCGUAGUGAUAGAAGUGGCUGGGAGGGAACACCCAGUAGGGAUAGUGAACCUGGAACACCAAGAAUAUCUAGAGGAGUAGUAACACCAUCCAGAACAAGCUGGGAAGAAGAUGAAGAUAACAUUCCAAGGAAAGCUCCUUCUAACUGGGACUUCCCAUCGCCUUCUGGUAGAGAAGGAGAUCGGAGUGAAAGGAGUUAUCGAGGUGAUCGUAGUGAACGUCGUGGAGAUCGUAGUUCAAGAAGUUAUGAGUCUAGCAGAGCGAAGGAUUCAAAUAGAAGAGAGAGUACAAGACGUCCUGUAGAUGAUACACCAAUGAUGACACCUACACAUAGAUAUAACUCAUGGGCAACUAACAGAAAACGCAGUGGAGUUACACCACAAAUAUCUGGAGGCGAUACAGCAGCAAGAUUUGCUUCUGAUUCUGAUAGGCAAGAAUGGGAAGAAGAACAGAAGAGAUUAGAUCGUCAAUGGUAUGGCAAUGACGAAGGAUACGAUGAUUCCAAUAAUCCAUUUGCAAACAUUCCUGAAGAAUACACUCAGAAGAGAGAGAAGGAAUUAAUCAGCAAAGCCUCUAAGAGAAUGUCUGCACAACAAAGACAGAUUAAUAAGGACAAUGAGAAAUGGGAGACCAAUCGUAUGCUUACUAGUGGUGUUGUAACUCGUGUUGAGUUUGAUGAAGAGUUAGAAGAAGUAAAUGUAAAGCGUAUUCAUCUCUUAGUUCACAACAUCGUUCCACCAUUUUUGGAUGGACGUAUUGUUUUCACCAAGCAGCCAGAACCAGUUGUUCCUGUCAAGGAUCCUACAUCAGACCUUGCCCAAGUUGCUAGGAAGGGAUCAUUAUUGGUCAGAAAACAUCGGGAACAGAAAGAGAGAAAGAAAGCUCAACAUAAAGACUGGGAAUUAGCUGGUACUAAGCUUGGUAACAUCAUGGGCGUAGAGAAAAAAGAUGAGAAGGAAGCAGAAGAUGUGAACUAUAAAUCUCAACAGCAGUUUGCUGAUCAUAUGAAAGAGAAGACACAAGCAUCAAGUGACUUUGCAUUAAAGAAGACAUUAAAGCAACAACGAGAGUUUCUACCAAUCUAUGCUACCAGGAAUGAGUUAUUAAACGUCAUCAGAGAUAACAGCGUUGUUAUUAUUGUAGGAGAAACAGGAUCAGGGAAAACAACACAACUGACUCAGUACUUACAGGAAGAAGGCUACAGUAACUAUGGAAUGAUUGGCUGUACUCAGCCUCGUCGUGUUGCUGCAAUGUCUGUCGCUAAACGAGUCAGUGAAGAGAUGGGAGUAACAUUAGGUGAAGAAGUGGGUUAUGCAAUCCGAUUUGAAGAUGUUACUUGUGAGAAAACUGUUAUAAAGUACAUGACGGAUGGUAUCUUGUUGAGGGAGUCUUUGCGUGAAUCUGACUUGGACCAUUACAGUGCAAUUAUUAUGGAUGAAGCUCAUGAAAGAUCACUCAGUACUGAUGUCUUAUUUGGAUUAUUGAGAGAGGUGGUUAGCAGACGACAGGAUAUGAAGCUAAUAGUCACUUCAGCUACCAUGGACUCCGAGAAAUUUGCAACAUUUUUUGGCAAUGUUCCUGUCUUUGAGAUUCCUGGUAGAACCUUUCCUGUGGAUACUCUAUACAGUAAGACAGUGGUAGAGGACUAUGUGGAUGCCUCAGUCAAACAAGCAAUUCAGAUUCAUCUUCAACCAACUCCGGGAGAUAUUCUUGUCUUCAUGCCUGGUCAAGAAGACAUUGAAGUCACGUGUGAUGUCAUAGCAGAGAGACUUGAUGAACUCGACGAUGCACCCCAGCUGGCUAUAUUACCCAUCUACUCUCAACUUCCCUCCGAUCUUCAAGCUAAGAUAUUCCAGAAGGCACCAGAUGGUGUUAGAAAGUGUGUAGUUGCAACUAAUAUUGCUGAAACCUCAUUGACAGUGGAUGGAAUCAUGUUUGUUGUGGAUGCUGGAUAUUGUAAACUCAAAGUGUAUAAUCCAAGAAUUGGUAUGGAUGCACUACAGGUGUAUCCAAUUAGUCAAGCUAAUGCUAGACAGAGAUCAGGUAGAGCAGGAAGGACAGGUCCAGGGCAAUGUUACAGACUCUAUACAGAGAGAGCAUACAAAAAUGAACUACUAACAACAACAGUACCAGAGAUUCAGAGGACCAAUCUUGCCAAUGUAGUAUUACUUCUGAAAUCAUUAGGAGUUCAAGAGUUGUUGCAGUUCCACUUUAUGGAUCCACCCCCUCAGGACAACAUGUUGAAUUCCAUGUAUCAGUUAUGGAUCCUUGGAGCAUUGGAUAACACAGGAUCCUUGACGUCCCUUGGGAGGCAGAUGGUAGAGUUCCCUCUAGAUCCAGCUCUAUCCAAAAUGUUAAUUGUUGCUGUAGAUAUGGGAUGUAGCUCGGAGGUCUUGACUAUUGUUUCCAUGUUGUCUAUUCCAUCAAUCUUCUAUCGACCAAAAGGAAGGGAAGAAGAAAGUGACCAAGCUAGAGAGAAAUUUGCCGUCCCAGAAAGUGACCAUCUGACGUAUCUCAAUGUGUACCAGCAGUGGAAGAACAACCAUUAUUCCUCAUCAUGGGGAAAUGAACAUUUCAUUCAUGUUAAAGCCAUGCGUAAAGUUAGAGAAGUUCGCCAACAGUUAAAGGAUAUUAUGGACCAGCAAGGACUGAAGCUUAUUUCAUCUGGCACUGGUUGGGAUAUCAUACGAAAGUGCAUCUGCUCGGCAUUCUUUCACCAGGGAGCAAAAUUAAAGGGCAUUGGGGAAUAUGUGAACAUCCGUACUGGUAUGCCAUGUCAUCUACAUCCGACUAGUGCCCUCUUUGGUAUGGGUUUUACACCGGAGUACAUUAUCUAUCAUGAGCUGAUUAUGACAUCAAAGGAAUACAUGCAGUGUGUAACAGCAGUAGAUGGAGAAUGGCUUGCCGAGUUAGGUCCUAUGUUUUACAGUGUUAAGGAAGCUGGAAAGUCAAGACAGGCAAAUCGUCAAGUUGCCAAGGCAAGUAUGACUGCCAUGGAGGAAGAGAUGCAGUCAGCGACGGAAGAAUUGAAAGCCAGACGAGAAUAUGAGGAGGAACGAAGACAGAGUUCAGUUAAAAGGUUACAAGUCUCCACACCAGGACGACUGGAAGGAAAAACACCAAGCUCUGUAAGGAGAAAAACACCAUCAUCUUUUGGUCUUUAAAUGUCAGUCUUCAAUACCUGGCACCAGCUAUCAUGACCUUUGAACUUUGACCCUUAUGCUUUGAUUGUCAUUGAACAGUGAACUGUAGGCUUUCCUUUAACCAUGAACUGUUGUUGUUCAGUGCAUUAUUUACAUUAAUGCAUCAAAUGAGGACAUUAACUGAAUUUGGCAACCUAGCAACAAGGUACUUCAUUACUGCAGUAUUUUUUAAGGUUACUUAGAAUUGAAGCAUUUUGAUAGCUUUUGUAAAUAGAGCCACUGAAUGAUCAAGACUGUUACAUUUUAUGAGAAAACAAGAAGAAACUCAAAAAUAAGGAAGUAGAGUAAACCUGAUCCUCUAAAUAACAGUCUGUAUUUAAUACGAUAUGAAGAUGAAAUUACAACAUUCUCUAUAUCUACUCAAUCUAAGGACUUCUACGUGAUCAGUUAACUCAGUCAGUACUGUACAAUAUCACAAAUUACUGCUUAUCUUUAGUCUUCAGUUAAUACAGAUGUUAUUACUGUGUUGAUCCCUUGCACUUUGAGAUUGAUCUUAACUGUCAAACAAUCUUUAUUGCUAAUCCAAGAGUUGUAUGUCACAAUACAAGUGUCAAUUCAUAUUAAGAUGGAUCAUAGUGCUAUGUGAGAUGAUCAAGCCAUUGAAUCUUUACCAAGUGUAUCAUGUGCAUCAGUUUGAGUUGGAGCAGUAAAUGUGCCAAAGGAUCAUAACAUCAAGCUCUUGAUUCAAGAGUAGACCAUUUCUUCAUGCAGGUUCAGUUAAUUAACCAGGAACCAAUUUCAUUGACUUGUUUAUAUAGUGGUGCUAUCUUUGUACUUUGUAUCCAGUUAAACCCAAUUAUAAAUCCUUUUAUCGCAUGACAGAGGAAUUUGGAAGAAACUGUCAACAAAUAAAUCAGGUUAGUAAGUUGGUGCACCAGUUAAACCCAAGUUUCAUUUUAUCACAUGACAGAGAGAAAUAAACCAAGCUGUCAGCAUUUACAUUA